AUGAAAGAAAAUGGCGAUCAGCCACUCCCUAAGCCACGGAGGCGCCGCCGCCGCUGCUUCAUCGUUGGCGGGUCGAUUCUACUUUUAUUCUUCAUCCUAUUCAUAGUCAUUCUCAUCCUAGCUUUGACAGUGUUCAAGGCUAAAGAACCUAAGGUCCAGGUUAUCUCAGCUUCCCUAGAAGGCGUUUCUCCUCGCAUCUCAUUCCCAGUUAUCAAUAUUGAACUCAACAUCACUCUUAACCUCACGCUUCGAAUCCAAAACCGAAAUUACGCCAGCUUCAAGCACGGCCCUGGAAAGAGUUUUAUUCUUUACCAUGCAAAAGAGGUGGGAGAAGUAGACCUGGACCCGGGUGUUAUACCCUCUAGGGGGUCAACGACGACUCCGUGCAGGCUUACUAUAGAGGUGGAUGAGUUAGCAUCAAAUCUGAUAAGCUUGAUCGGUGAUAUAUUGUCUGGACAACUUGUUAUGGAAACACGUACAAGAAUUCCAGGGCGGAUUAAUUUCCUGGGGGUAUUCAAGAAGCAUGCUGUUGCUAAAUCUGCAUGCGAGUUCACCUUUGCUUUUCCUGCCAUGAAGAUUAAAAACCUGAAGUGCAAGAGCAAGACCAAGUUAUGA
Molecule: messenger RNA, 615 nt
Organism: Hevea brasiliensis (rubber tree)
Lineage: Eukaryota; Viridiplantae; Streptophyta; Magnoliopsida; Malpighiales; Euphorbiaceae
Exons: 1
Coding region: 1-615 (204 amino acids)
Source: RefSeq, a predicted model, not a curated record